Messenger RNA from Phycodurus eques (leafy seadragon), 961 nucleotides. Its product is annotated as mannose-P-dolichol utilization defect 1 protein-like. Lineage: Eukaryota; Metazoa; Chordata; Actinopteri; Syngnathiformes; Syngnathidae. Gene Ontology annotation, biological process: oligosaccharide biosynthetic process. The record is from RefSeq and is a predicted model, not a curated record.
AAUCCCUCCGCUCCAGAACAACUCUUGCGCUGUAAGGGAUCCGGGAAACUUGACGAGAAACGCAGCGUGCCCCCAAAAAGUCAUUGAAAAAAGAAAAGUCAUGGCGGAGGAAAUCCUUUUGCACGAAGGGACCUCUUUCCUGGAUCCCUUUCAAGGGCGUCUGUUGGAGUUUUUAAUGCCGCAGCCAUGUUACGACGCCUUUUUCCUGCGAUUCAACUUCGCGGGCGGGCCGUGUCUGAAGACUCUGCUCAGCAAAGGCCCGGGGACCGUCGUUCUACUGGGAUCAAUGUUGGUGAAGUUGCCUCAGAUCGUCAAGCCGAUGGCCGCGAGGAGCGCCGAGGGCGUGAGCUUCCCGUCGCUGCUGGGCGAGCUGCUCGCCAUCACGGGCUCGCUGGCGUACGCCGUCGCCAACGGGUUCCCCUGCAGCGCUUGGGGCGAGGCGCUCUUCGCCGUCGGCUUCCUCGUUCAGCGCUUCCGAGGGAGGAGCGGCGCGGGCGCGCUGUUUCUGCUGGUCUACUCGGGCGUCCUGCUCGUCCCGCUGUCUCCGCUGGUCCCCUCGUCAGCGCUCGCCGCCUUGCAGGCCUCCAACAUGCCCGCCGUCACCGUCAGCAGGGUCGGGCAAACGCGGGCCACCAACCUUCGCAACGCACACACGGGCCAGUUGUCGGCUCUGACCGUCGCCAUAUUGUUCGCCGGGUCGCUCGCGCGCAUCUUCACCUCAGUGCAGGAAACGGGCGACACGCUGCUGGUGGUCACCUACGUGGUGUCGGUGGCUUGCAACGGCCUCAUCGUGGCGCAGGUGCUCUACUACCGGAAGCCCACCAAAAGCUUCCUACGACACGAGCGCCGGCGAACGCAGCAGCAGAUGCGCUCGUCCUAGUUGCGAAUCGGAAACGCCUGGCGAAAAAAAGGACAGCAGGUACCCACGGGGAUACACUGUAGUGGUCUACCGACACCUCUG